AUGAAGGAGGGUCUCUACAGGUUGGGACCAGUGGUGACAGUGUUGAAUAAGUACAAAAAGAAACGAUAUCAUAAAAUGGUUAAUUUAUUAACUGGAGAAACUGAAGCUAGUCCUGAUUCAGUCAGGAGUGUAGAUGAUAAUAGACCAGCAGAGAUUCUAUCACAUUGGCAUCCUAAUUUAACUAUAAAUUUAGUUGAUGACCACACACCAUGGAGACAAGGAGCCAUACCAUCACCAUUGGAUGAAUACAUUGAAUUUCACAUAUCUGGUGAAUAUUAUCCUGUACUCUAUUUCAAUGAUUGGUGGAACAUGGCAACUGACUACAUGCCAAUCAAUGAGACAACACCAAUAUUAGAUUUGCACUUGACAUUCAGUCCUAUAUCACUGUUUAAAUGGCAGAUGUAUGCAGCACAGUCUAUGAGAAAUAAAUGGACUGCGAUCCUUGGUGAUGAUAUGGUAGAAGAUGAUGAUGAAGAUCAAGACAGCCUAAAAAAAGCCUUUCUGGAAACAAAUCAUUAUUUGUUGGGACUCACUAUUAUUGUGUCUAUCGUUCAUAGUAUAUUUGAGUUCCUGGCAUUUAAAAACGACAUUCAGUUUUGGAAGAACCGUGAGUCUCUGGUAGGAUUAUCUGUGAAAUCAGUGUUUUUUGGAGUAUUCCAAUCACUGGUUGUAGUUCUUUAUGUGUUUGAUAAUGAAACUAACACAGUUGUCAGAAUUAGCUGUUUUGUUGGUUUACUGAUUGAUCUGUGGAAAAUUACCAAAGUUAUGUCGAUUAAGAUUGAUCGGGAAAACCUAUGGUUUGGUGUUCUGCCUCGUAUAUCAUUCACUGAUAAAGCUACGUAUGCACAAUCUUCUACAAAGCAGUAUGAUACGCUUGCAUUUAAGUAUCUUUCUUGGAUACUAUUUCCAUUACUUGCUGGAUAUGCUGUAUACUCUGUAUUAUAUCACGAGCACAAAGGAUGGUACUCGUUUGUUCUUAAUUUACUGUAUGGAUUCCUUCUUAUGUUUGGAUUUAUUAUGAUGACACCACAGCUGUUUAUCAACUAUAAAAUGAAAUCAGUUGCACAUUUACCUUGGAGGAUGAUGACUUAUAAAGCACUGAAUACCUUUAUAGAUGACAUAUUUGCAUUUGUGAUUCAAAUGCCAACAUUAUAUCGCAUUGGUUGCUUCAGAGAUGGUAAGGAUGUCAUAUUGUGGACAAUUUUAUCUGAUAUUAUGAACUACUGGACUGGA
Molecule: messenger RNA, 1233 nt
Organism: Saccoglossus kowalevskii
Lineage: Eukaryota; Metazoa; Hemichordata; Enteropneusta; Harrimaniidae
Product: putative lipid scramblase CLPTM1
Cellular component (GO): membrane; endomembrane system
Source: RefSeq, a predicted model, not a curated record